AUGCAUCGUCGCACAGACGCUGUCAAAGAACAGAUGCAAUUCAAGUUCACUGCCGCUUUAUUGACUGUCGUCGCUAUUAUCGCACCAGCUAUGGCUGACUCUUGCCAAGUUGGAGGUGUCGAGGCUUGUUUGGCCAGCUGCAAGCUCCAAAAUGGCAUUACUAGCGGUGCAUACUGUAACGCACAACAAAUCUGUGUCUGUACUGAAUAA
Messenger RNA from Wallemia mellicola CBS 633.66, 210 nucleotides. RefSeq lists its product as hypothetical. The transcript is spliced from 3 exons. The coding region runs from base 1 to 210 and encodes 69 amino acids. The record is from RefSeq and is a predicted model, not a curated record. Lineage: Eukaryota; Fungi; Basidiomycota; Wallemiomycetes; Wallemiales; Wallemiaceae.